UACAAAUUGGAUCCAAACAAUUCAACUUUGAAACAAGUAUUUCUUCAAGUACCUUCCAAAAAUAUGUCAUUGUUUAUAGCGAACAAUGUUUGAGUUACGUGAGUGAUUAAUAAAUUUAAAAUUUGAUAAGCCGCGGCUAUCUCAAUUGAGUCUAUUGAUUAUGUUUCCCGAAAGGUUUUUCGUAAAACAACCCACAGUCUUUGCUUCGGGCAGCUGCGGAACGAAUAUGGCGGACGACUAUAGAGAGACUUCUCCUGUAAUACAGACAACUCAUGGCAAAAUUCGUGGAACCGUCUUAAAAUCUUUAUACGAUGAACUAUUUUAUGCGUUUGAUGGCAUUCCAUACGCAGUUCCGCCGCUGGGAACUUUGAGAUUUAGGGAGCCCCAUGACAUUAAGCCAUGGUAUGGAAUCCGGGACUGUUCCAAGCCCCAGAGCAAGUGCCUCCAAGUGAGCAGCUACACAAAGCAGGUUGAAGGCUCCGAGGAUUGUCUGUACUUGAAUGUAUCUGUGAAAAAACUGGUUAGCGAAAAGCCUUUACCUGUAAUGGUUUACAUUCACGGUGGAGGUUACAAGGGGGGCGAUUCCUCCAGACAAGCCUGGGGUCCUGACUAUUUUAUGAGAGAGGAUGUCAUUUAUAUAAGCAUCGGACAUCGUCUGGGGCCAUUCGGUUUCUUGAAUUUUUCAGAUAGAUCCUUGGAUAUUCCUGGAAAUGCAGGCCUCAAGGACAUUAUACUGGCUCUCCGAUGGAUUAAGGCCAAUGCAACUAGAUUUAAUGGAGACCCCGAAAGGAUAACUCUCUUCGGACACAGCUCAGGUAGCAUGAUUGUUCACCUUCUUUUGGUCAGUCCCCAGACGGAAGGACUCUUCCACAAGGCAAUCCUUAUGGCAGGCUAUUCUAUGGAGCUCAACCGAUUGCCUGACAUGGAAUUUCGCCUGGCCAAACAUUUGGGCUACGAGGGCGAAAACAUUGACAGUCAAGUGUUGGAUUAUCUGAUGAAGGCAGAUCCGAACCUUCUGGUAUCAGCUAAUUUCUUUACGAAGGCGGAGAACGCAACGGGAUUUCUUCUGGCUUUUGUGCCCUGCGUGGAGAGUUAUGCAACCAAAAAUGCGGUUCUGCUUGGGGAGCCCAUUGACCUACAUCGUAAUGCUUGGGGAAAUCGGAUUCCUAUUAUCCUGGGCGUCAAUAGUGGAGAGGGUCUGGGCGCUUUUAUGAGACUAAAUCCAACUCAGCUUAAAGAUUAUCAAAGCAAUCCUGAGCGUGUGCUCCCGUCCAUCCUACGAUAUCGGUGUGAUCCUGGCAAGCGCCGAGAGUUGGGUCAGCAGUUACUGUCCUAUUUUUGUCAAUUCCAUGGCCACCAGCUUACAAUGGAGAACUUAAAAAAUCUGGAUAAUCUGUUCACUCACAACAUGGUUCACUCAAUGAACCGUGUGAUCCAAUCUAGACUGGCUUAUGGAAAGGCACCUUCAUAUCUCUACCGCUUCGAUUUCGACUCCCCGGACUUUAAUUUCUACCGUAUUCGAUUUGGGGGAAAGGAGGUACGAGGUGUUGGCCAUGUGGACGAGCUGGGCUAUAUCUUCGUAAUCCCAGCCACCUUUAAGCUCGAUCAGACGCGACCGGAGUUUACCGCCAUUUGUCGUAUGGUGGCUAUGUGGGUGUCCUUUGCUGCUACCUCGGAUCCGAAUGCGGAUAUUACCAAGCCACUGGUACAGUGGAAACCACUUAACCGAUUUGGGCCUCGCAUGCUACUCAACAUUAACGAGGAAUUAAAGUUUAUGCCGCAACCAGAGUACUCCAAACUUACGAUCUAUGAUCGCUUAUUCGAACAAGCUGAAGUGCCUUUAUUUUAGCCAUUUUCAGUGUAGAUAAACUUAAUGCAACUCACGAAAAGUAAUAAUAAUAUUUUUAUUAUGAGUGAUAAGAUAGUGAAGAUAAUUUUUUCAAAUAAAAAAGAACAAGCCUGAAAACAAGAUAACCCACCAGGCGACUGGAUUAAUCUCUGUUUUCGAGAUUUCGUCUCUUUAGCUGAUAAAAGAAAA
Molecule: messenger RNA, 2038 nt
Organism: Drosophila ananassae
Lineage: Eukaryota; Metazoa; Arthropoda; Insecta; Diptera; Drosophilidae
Product: esterase B1
Exons: 4
Coding region: 161-1849 (562 amino acids)
Source: RefSeq, a predicted model, not a curated record